AUGGAAUUCGUUUCUGCGUGUUUCCGAUUCUGGUGCACGAAAGACCCUACUCCACCUGAAAAGAAGACCAAAGAUGAGAUUUGCACAAUUCAGCCCUCCACCUCCACUCAAUCACAACCAUCACCGUCAAUUCCGGUGUCAGCACGAGUCCAGCAUUCUCCAAAUAAUAGCAAUCAAGGAACCCUAUCAAGGCCGUCUCAAGGGAGACGAAGAGCUCAAUCACUUUCACAGGGAACCAAGCCGGGAAAAGGGAUCGAUCCGGAAGAACGUGAUGCAAUCAAUGAGGCGAGGAAUAAUUUCACUGUUCGAUCGGUUACGCAAUUCAUGAAAUCUCGAGGUGAUAUCUAUGGGGGAGAUUUUGGACGAGUGAAAAUCACAAAAGCUCAGCUACAAGGAAAUCAU
This is a messenger RNA of Mesorhabditis belari, 402 nucleotides long. NCBI's taxonomy places the organism in Eukaryota, Metazoa, Nematoda, Chromadorea, Rhabditida, Rhabditidae. The record is from the annotation of a GenBank genome assembly.